Molecule: messenger RNA, 1068 nt
Organism: Trichophyton benhamiae CBS 112371
Lineage: Eukaryota; Fungi; Ascomycota; Eurotiomycetes; Onygenales; Arthrodermataceae
Exons: 2
Coding region: 1-1068 (355 amino acids)
Source: RefSeq, a predicted model, not a curated record
AUGCUGCUGAAAAGACACCGGGAAAAGCCAUCAAGUGGCUGGUGCAGUCGAUAUGGACGCUCUUGCACAGAUUGUGUUCAGUUUACCAGGUCUUCCCAGAGAAAUCUGAACGCUGCCAUGGAGAAGUUGAACCAGGUGCUAGAUGUUAUGCAAUAUGCAGAGAAAGAGCUUACAAAGUUGAGCCUCAUUGCAUAUUAUGCAUCGAUGCUCUACCAUGGUUCUAUCCAGCGCCCCCCCUUUUCGCUCCCAGGAAAUACGCGCUUAAAGAUGUCAUCGACUUUUUUCUUAGGAGCAUUGGAUACUAGCUAUGGCACCAUCUCAUGGCUCGUUAUGACAACAUCCAUCAUGGGCGAGGAGAAGGGAUUUAUAAAAUUCCUCUUCUCCUCCUAUAUCAAGAUGACGCGCGCCCGUGACAUCGACGAGAUCUUCAAUGUAGAGGCUCUUGAGGGUAUCAACUUGUCCAUAAGUGCCCCAUUCCGCAAACUCUCCAAUCGUCUCUUCAACAGGAAGAAGAAGAAUAAAAAUAGAGAGGAGCGGGCCUAUGAUGAGACACCGGGAGAGGAAGCAGCUGGGGAGUCUACUCCUGACAAGUCCAUGAAGGCUGCCUCUGAUGAAGAAGAGAAUGAUUCUCUCCCUACUCUCAAGAAGCUUGCUCCUCCAGUUGAUAGUGUACACCCGCUCAGGGUCAUCGAAGGACUGGACGGGCCUAUUUUGCCGCACAAGGGCCCCGCAGGAUAUCGCCCUGGCGUCCACCGGGCGGUAACUAGGGUCAUAAUCGAGGCCCAUCAGCGUCCCGAUCCAGGACCGUCCUACCCGACGCUUCCUGGCUCCAACCUCCCAUUUCCUCGCCUUCCGCGCCCACCUGUGACUGCUACCUCUGCCCGAGCUGCUGCGGUUGCCCCAAUAUCAGCCACUUCGGCUGGUUCUACCCCAUCUCCUCCGUCUUCGCCCGAGGCCCCCCCGGCCAUAAAAGUUGUAUCCGAACACCCACCUGUUCUCGACCUUACUCUUCCAGGCUCGGCCUUUAGCAAGCAGGACCUCUCUGAUAUUUUCAGGGCCUUGGAUUAA